AUGUUACGCACUCUUUCUAUAUUUGCAAUAUUUGACUGUUUCUUUUCUUUUUUUUUUAAGAGCCGGCGUAUCUAUGUUCUAUCAUUUCCUAGAGUUUUUUCUUUUUCUUUCUAUAACCCUCACUCACCUUUUCCGAAUCUCUCUCUCUCUCUCUUUCUUUUCUUCUCUUUCUUUCUUUCUCUGCUCUUUUUUAUGCAGAUAUUAAUCUUUCUCGUCAUGGUUUUUUUCUCAAAUACAUUUUCUUUCUUUGUUCCCUUUUCUUCUCAAGUAAAUCUUUCUUUCUUUCUUUCUUUUUUAUUUGCUUUUUUCGUUUUUUUUUCAAAGAUUCAUUUCUUCCUGUCCAUGCCUUUUUUCUUUACAAAUACAUUUUUAUUUAUUUAUUUGCACUUUUUCUUUUCUUUUUGUCUUUUUCCUCAAAUUUUAAUUCUCGCCUAUUUUUUUUAUUUCCUUUCUUCUAAAAUAUAUUUUCUUUUUCUCUUUAUCUAUCUUUCUUUUUUCUCAAAUACAUAUUUCUUUUUUCUUUCGUUCUUUCUCUUUCUUUCUUUCUUUCUUUGUUCGCUUUUCUUCUCAAGUACAUCUUUCUUUCUUUUUCUUUCUUUCUUUUUUUCAAAAAUUCAUUUUCUUCCUAUCUAUGCUUCUUUCUUUCCAAAUACAUUUUUUCUUUCUUUCUUUCUUUACAAUGUUUCUUUGUUUUUUGUCUUUUUCCUCAAAUAUUAA
Acanthosepion pharaonis is the source of this 717-nucleotide messenger RNA. The record is from the annotation of a GenBank genome assembly. Lineage: Eukaryota; Metazoa; Mollusca; Cephalopoda; Sepiida; Sepiidae.